Messenger RNA from Thermothielavioides terrestris NRRL 8126, 1410 nucleotides. RefSeq lists its product as uncharacterized. Bases 30 to 1145 code for a protein of 371 amino acids. The record is from RefSeq and is a predicted model, not a curated record. The transcript has 3 exons. Gene Ontology annotation, molecular function: structural constituent of ribosome. Gene Ontology annotation, biological process: mitochondrial translation. Lineage: Eukaryota; Fungi; Ascomycota; Sordariomycetes; Sordariales; Chaetomiaceae. Gene Ontology annotation, cellular component: mitochondrial small ribosomal subunit.
CAAUCAUCCCCCCAAGUCGACAUUCCGGUAUGGCCUCACCCGCCAAUCUUCUGCGGCUGUGUCUCCGGAACAGCAGGCGGUUACCGGGCGUCCGGAGAACAGUAGUUCGGCAGAUUCCCGCGCGAAGGUUUUUCUCGACGACGCAAUGGCGCGCAGCCGCAGCAGAAGAAGCCGACGAGGACCAGGAACAAGAGGUCGAGUUCGACCGAGUGUUUAGGAACCCCGGUGAAUAUCUAUCGUCCAUAGUCAGCAAUGAGAAGCUCAGCCCCGAGGAGCGGCAGUUGGCCAGCAGCUUGCUCGAGGACUGGAAUAAGGUCCCGCCGGAGACAAAGCAAGAAUACGAAGCUCUGAGGACCGAGCUCAAUGAGGAGAGCGCCGCGAUUAGGAGGCCGGAAUUUAUCAAGAAGGACAGUUUCUGGAACGAAGACGAGCCCGACCCGGAUCUAAUCGUGGACGAGACCGGCGACGACGACUUCGAGGAGGACGACAUCAUGGCCAUGGGCCACGCCAAGCUCGAGGAGCACCGCGAGUUCAGAGAAUACGCGCGCAUCGCCGUGUGGGAGAUGCCACUGCUCUCGAAACUUGCCAAACCGUUCCGGCCGCCCACCGAGGAAGAGGUUCUGCGGUUCCGGUACACGACAUACAUGGGCGAAUUCCACCCAGCCGACAGGAAGGUCGUGGUGGAGUUCUCGCCCAGGGACUUGCCUGGCCUUACCGAAGCCCAGCGGUUGAAGCUCAAGAAGCUUGCCGGGCCGAGGUACAACCCGGAGACGGACAUCGUCAAGAUGAGCUGCGAGCGGUUUGAGCACCAGGCCCAGAACAAGCGAUAUCUGGGCGACCUCGUGGACAAGAUGAUCGCCAUGGCCAAGGACCCGACCGAUAUGUUCGAGGACAUUCCGCUCGAUACUCGCCAUCACACGUUCAAGAAACAAAUCAAGUUUCCCAAGGAAUGGUAUUUAACGGAGGAGCGGAAGAAGGAGCUCGCCGCUCAGCGGGAACAAGCGCUGCUUCUGGACGAGCAGAAGAGGGCCGAGGGGACCAUGAUUGAUGGCGCGCAGAUCAUUCAGCAGGCUCUGCUUGCUUCACAGCAGGUGGAGGAACCGGUCCCGGUAAUGAGGGGACGCCUGGCGCGUGGCCGUCGGUGAGCGCCGUGAUCGGACUCUUGAUGCUCGGCCAGGCCCCCAAAUCAGUGAUGGUUGUCGACGAGUGAACCCUUCGCCCGAAGUAUACUCGCCAUGAUUUCCAGGGCGCCUUGUUCAAGGCAAUCUACUCAGCCGCUCUCCGUCGAGGCGAGCGGGCGGAUCGCUGUUGGGUCUUGUAUUAUGAAUUCCACUGUACAUCAAAUCUGUAUAGAGCAUUGAGGGAGUCUUUGGGUCUGAGCACACCUCCUCCCGUUCCUCUGGUUUGCCG